AUGCUAAGGCCAAAUUCCACAGCUGUAAGUGAUUUCACCUUCGAGGGGUUCUCUAGCUUCAGGUGGCAGCACCGGCUCAUUCUCUUUGUAGUUUUUCUGAGUCUGUACUUUUUGACAUUGACUGGCAAUGGCAUCAUUGUGACCAUCAUCCGCCUUGAUCGUCAUCUCCACAUACCCAUGUAUUUCUUCUUGAGUGCACUGUCUAUCUCUGAGACAUGCUAUACAUUGGCCAUCAUUCCUCGCAUGCUGGCUGGCCUUCUAAGUCCGCACCAGCCCAUUACCAUCCCAGAAUGUGCCACUCAGCUCUUCUUCUAUCUUACCUUCGGCAUCAAUAAUUGUUUCUUGCUUACAGCCAUGGGCUACGAUCGUUAUGUGGCCAUCUGCAAUCCUUUACGGUAUUCAGUCAUCAUGGGGAAGAGUGCUUGUAUUCAACUGGUAGGUGGAUCAUGGGGGAUUGGCCUUGGAAUGGCCAUAAUUCAAGUGACAUCUGUGUUUGGCCUCCCAUUCUGUGGUGCGAGUGUCAUCUCCCACUUUUUCUGUGAUGUCCGGCCUCUCCUAAAACUCGCCUGUGUUGAUACCGCUGUCAAUGAGAUCAUUAAUUUUAUUGUCAGUGUGUGUGUCCUUGUAUUGCCUAUGGGAUUAGUCUUCAUUUCCUAUGUCCUCAUUAUCUCCACUAUUCUCAAGAUUGCUUCAGCUGAAGGCAGGAAAAAGGCCUUUGCCACCUGUGCCUCUCACCUCACUGUAGUCAUCAUCCACUAUGGCUGUGCUUCCAUUAUUUACCUCAAACCCAAAUCCCACAGCUCUCUUGAGCAAGACAGACUUAUUUCAGUGACCUAUACUGUCAUUACUCCCUUGCUGAACCCUGUUGUAUACAGUCUGAGGAACAAAGAAGUCAAGGAUGCUCUGCGCCGAGCUCUAGGCAAGAAAUCCCUGUCCCCUUAA
Molecule: messenger RNA, 942 nt
Organism: Sarcophilus harrisii (Tasmanian devil)
Lineage: Eukaryota; Metazoa; Chordata; Mammalia; Dasyuromorphia; Dasyuridae
Product: olfactory receptor 10J4-like
Exons: 1
Coding region: 1-942 (313 amino acids)
Biological process (GO): G protein-coupled receptor signaling pathway
Cellular component (GO): membrane
Molecular function (GO): olfactory receptor activity; G protein-coupled receptor activity
Source: RefSeq, a predicted model, not a curated record